AUGGUAUCCAGUUUUCGUGUUUCUGAGCUGCAAGUGUUGCUGGGGUUUGCUGGACGUAACAAAAGCGGGCGGAAACAUGACCUCCUGAUGAGGGCACUGCACUUACUGAAGAGCGGCUGCAGCCCAGCAGUUCAGAUUAAAAUCCGAGAACUCUAUAGGCGCCGGUACCCGAGGACGAUCGAAGGACUUUCGGACUUAUCAGCUAUCAAACCUGCUGUUUUCAAUUUGGACAAUAGAUCCUCUCCUGUCGAGCCUGACCUGGCUGUUGCUGGCAUUCACCCACUCCCUUCUACUUCGGUCACACCUCAGUCUCCUUCCUCACCUGUCAGUUCUGUGCUCCUCCAAGACACUAAGCCCCACUUUGAGAUGCAGCAGCCAUCCCCUCCCAUUCCACCAGUUCAUCCCGAUGUUCAGCUGAAAAGCCUGCCUUUUUAUGAUGUGCUUGAUGUGCUGAUAAAACCUACAAGUCUAG
Molecule: messenger RNA, 472 nt
Organism: Antrostomus carolinensis (chuck-will's-widow)
Lineage: Eukaryota; Metazoa; Chordata; Aves; Caprimulgiformes; Caprimulgidae
Product: E3 SUMO-protein ligase PIAS2-like
Exons: 1
Biological process (GO): regulation of transcription by RNA polymerase II; protein sumoylation
Cellular component (GO): chromatin
Molecular function (GO): transcription coregulator activity; SUMO ligase activity
Source: RefSeq, a predicted model, not a curated record